Messenger RNA from Neospora caninum, 1242 nucleotides. RefSeq names its product putative mitochondrial carrier domain-containing protein. Gene Ontology annotation, cellular component: mitochondrion. Lineage: Eukaryota; Apicomplexa; Conoidasida; Eucoccidiorida; Sarcocystidae. Gene Ontology annotation, molecular function: glycine transmembrane transporter activity. The coding region runs from base 1 to 1242 and encodes 413 amino acids. Gene Ontology annotation, biological process: glycine import into mitochondrion. The transcript has 3 exons. The record is from RefSeq and is a predicted model, not a curated record.
AUGGCACCGGCAGAUCGGAACAAAGCGAGGCAGCAACAGCCAGUUUCAGCAGGCGUUCGCGGGAGGCCUUCUGUGACAGAGGUGUGCAGACGCAUUCACAGCAUGUGGGGCUUUCGAGGUUUCUUUCGAGGCUUGUGGCCUUGCUUGAUUCGCGUCGGACCUGGCACGGGCGUCUACUUUUACUCUUUGGACAUGCUGACCGGCACGUGGGCGUCCUUCUCUGCGGUCUCACGGAAAGCGGCUCAGGCGGCACCUUGGCGCCCCGCCUCAGGGCUCUCUGUGCAUGCAGAGAAGAGCGAGGAGCCGGGAAACGCGGCUGCGGCAGAUGCGAGCAGAUGGGGCCUUCGAGGCGAAUGCGCGUUGGAAACGACUGCCGCACUUGUGCAUGCAGCCGCCGAAGAAACGGCCGGCAGAGGCGUGCUUCUCGAAGGAGAAGAAGAACGCAAGGUGUCCGGGGAGAUCGAGGGCGAUCUGCAGUCGCCCAUGCAGGGAGACUCGGAAAAGGCCCCGCCGUGGUACAACGCAGUUGUCAGCGCCGCGGCCCGAGGCGUCGCAGUCGUGUUCUUCAAUCCCAUCACAGUCGUGAAGUCUCGAGUCGAAAGCUCAUGGAUGACCUCCCGAUCUUCGCCGCCCGUCCGGACACUUAUUUUGGAGAUGUGGCGCACAGAGGGCCCCGCAUCGUUGCUUCGCGGGGCGUGGCUGACGGUGCUCCGCGACGUACCGUUUUCGGGGAUUUUCUUCGGUAUGUACACCUGGUUGCGAACUCAAGUGGGCAUGGACGGUCCCCGCGAAGACAUUUCGCACUUUGCACUGAAGAACUUCUGCUGCGGAGCGUCUGCCGCAGCGCUCGCCUCGGCCGUGACGCAUCCCUUCGAUGUGGUCCGAACGCGGAUUCAGCUGUACGGACUGUACGUGGCACAGCGCAACACGCACGGCGCCGGGUUUGCGGCCCCAGCGGGAAGUCGACCGGUCUCGGUUCCGCCGCAAAAGUGCGGUUCCGAGAAUCUGCGUGGCCAGGCAGGCCCAGAGUCGGCCACGGCGACCAGAGGGGGCGGCGCACGCGAUGCAAAGGGUGUCGAUCUCACCAUGAGGAAAAUGGUGCGGCAAAUGAUACGGGAGGAAGGCCUCCUGGUUCUAUGGCGAGGCUUGGGCGCGCGGCUGGCCAAACGAUCUCUCAUGUCUGCCAUGACCUGGACGUCUUUUGAGGAACUGCGGGUUGUCCUUGCAGAACUGAAAAGGUGA